Ictidomys tridecemlineatus (thirteen-lined ground squirrel) is the source of this 420-nucleotide messenger RNA. Lineage: Eukaryota; Metazoa; Chordata; Mammalia; Rodentia; Sciuridae. The record is from RefSeq and is a predicted model, not a curated record.
AGCUCUUCUAAGCCAGAGAUUUCCCAAAGCUGACUUUACUGACAUAACCAAGAUGGCAGCAGAUCUUAACAAAAUCCACAUGGAAUCCUGCAAGGGUGAUCAGAUUGAAUGUGCACAUGACAGGGUAACCCUUUUCAAGUACAUUUACGAUAAUCAAGAUACAGUCUCCAAGAAAGUGGGAGAAUGUUGUGCUAAGCAGGAGUUGGAAAGAUCCCACUGCAUUGCUGAACUGGAAGAGGAUGACAAGCCUGUUGACUUUCCCGCAGUCACAGUUGAUUUUGCUGAGGGUUUAUGCAUGAAUAUUCAAGAAGGCACCCUGAGUAUGGUUCCCUCUUGCUGCUGAGAAUUGCCAAGGUUUAUGAAGCCAAACUAGAGAAGUGCUGUGCUGAAGCUGAUCCUCCUGCAUGCUAUGGCAAUGUG